Messenger RNA from Eriocheir sinensis (Chinese mitten crab), 5175 nucleotides. RefSeq names its product phosphatidylinositide phosphatase SAC2-like (gene sp3). The transcript is spliced from 21 exons. The record is from RefSeq and is a predicted model, not a curated record. Lineage: Eukaryota; Metazoa; Arthropoda; Malacostraca; Decapoda; Varunidae. Gene Ontology annotation, cellular component: early endosome; clathrin-coated endocytic vesicle. Gene Ontology annotation, molecular function: phosphatidylinositol-4-phosphate phosphatase activity. The coding region runs from base 118 to 3576 and encodes 1152 amino acids. Gene Ontology annotation, biological process: regulation of endocytic recycling; phosphatidylinositol dephosphorylation.
AAUAUCCACUAGCGUUCCUGCCUGCGAGGGAGGUGGCCGGGCUGGGAGAACAUGUCAGGCCACAAUCGAUGUGUCAAAUUACAUUUACGGGAGUGAAGCGACUCGUGGCGUGGAACUAUGGAGCUCCUGCAAACAGAAAAGUACUACAUAUUCAACAGGGGCGAACAUUCUCUUUGGUGCAAUCGAAAAACUGGCCAUUUCGAAGCUAAAACAUGUUGGGACUUGGCAGCAGCAGAAAACCCCACAUGCCUUGGUAUUGUUCACCUCCUCCUCGGGAAACUUCAGAUCCACCCAGACUUGUCGUCCCGCCUUGUGUUGGUUUGUGGGGUGAAGAAGGUGGGGACUGUCGGGGAGAACCAGUCUGUCUACUGCAUCAGCAGAGUGGUGUUCCUGCCCCUUACUUCACCUCCUGACUCAGAACUUAACCUGCAGCAGUGCAAAAAACAUGCCAACCAUCCAGGAGGGUCUGCAGGAGAGAGGAAGCUGGGUCUACCAUUUUCUGACUUGCAGCAGAAAGUGGCACUCUCCAAAACCUUUGGGACUAUUCGUAGUGUCACUUCCACAAUCAAGUCUGCCACGGUCAAUGCUGCAGCCUCGGCUGCCGGGCAGGGAAGCAAGGUCCGUCGUGAGGCUCGGGACAAGGAGCGCUAUGAGAGACGGGUGUUGGAUGAACUUACUAAGAUGUUUAACGAGUCAGACUCCUUCUACUACUCCCUUGACACUGACCUCACCAGCUCCCUGCAGCGACAGAGUGAGCCUGAAUACGACCGGAGCCUUCCACUGUGGCGCCGCGCUGAGGAUGAAUACUUUUGGAACAAACACUUACUUUUGGAUCUGAUAGAACAAGGGGAUUCCAAACUUGAUUUUUGGAUUGUGCCGGUGAUACAGGGCUUUGUGCAGACAGAAUCAGUGCCUCUGGAUGCAGCCCCAACCACACCUGAAGGAACCCAGAACUCCCAGCAAGACAAGUACAACCUGACUCUGGUAUCCCGGAGGAGCAGGCAUCGUGCAGGAACAAGGUACAAGCGGAGGGGGGUAGAUGAAGACGGUCGAGUGGCCAAUUACGUGGAAACCGAGCAAAUUGUCUCAUACUCCCACCAUCGGGUAGCCUUCGUCCAGGUACGAGGGUCUGUGCCAGUGUUCUGGAGUCAGCCCGGCUACAAGUAUCGCCCACCACCUCGACUGGACAAAGAUGCGACGGAGACCGCAGCCGCCUUCAGCAAACACUUUGAAGCGGAGGUGAAGCGUCAUGGCCAUGUCACGUGUGUAAGUUUGGUGGAGCAGAACGGCAAGGAGAAGGUGAUUGCGGACGCUUACCUCAACAACAUCCUCACGCUGGACUCCCCAUCCCUCACCUUUGUUACCUUUGACUUCCACGAGUACUGCCGAGGGAUGAGGUACGAGAAUGUGUCUGUGCUGACUGAAGCUAUCGAGGAGUUGAUCACCAAGAUGCUCUACUGUUGGGUUGACAAGGAGGGCACGAUCUGCAGGCAAAAUGGGGUCUUCAGGAUCAACUGCAUAGACUGUCUUGACCGAACCAAUGUUGUACAGACUGCCAUCGCCAAAUCUGUGCUGGAGAGUCAGUUUGUGAAGCUUGGCAUGAUUCCCCCGGAGCACCCACUGCCAUCCGCCUGCCGCUCCAUUCUGCAAGUCAUGUGGGCCAACAACGGCGACACCAUCAGCAAACAGUACGCAGGCACCUCCGCCCUCAAGGGAGACUUCACCCGGACAGGAGAAAGGAGAUUUGCAGGCAUGAUGAAGGACGGCAUGAACUCAGCCAACAGAUACUAUAGGAAUCACUUUCUUGACACAUACCGGCAAGUAGCCAUUGAUGUGAUGCUGGGGUUGGAGCUCUCAGACAGUCAGUGGCAGGAGAUAGACUAUGUCGAGACUUUGCUCAGUGUAGCAGGUGCCUUAAUGCCUAUUGGUCCACCAAGUUACAUGGCUGAAAUCGCCCCAUCCAGUGAAAAAUACUUAGCAAGUGCCCUCUAUUCCCUCUCCAGAUACUACAUGAACCGCUUCAAAGAUGCCUACAGACAGGCAACAAUUGAUCACCUGUUGGGCAACCCAGUCACUGAAGACAUCAUGAAUUUGGAGGCCUCAGGGGAGGAGGAGGAAUCAUCAAUGACCCCAGAACAUGUGAAACACGUGAUUGAUGACUGCAAGAAGCUGCUGGUGCCUGAUGCUGAGACCAUCCUUGGGGCGUGGGGGCUCAUUGAUUCCGACCCCUCGACCGGCGACCCAGACCAGACCGACAUGGACAUCAUCCUGGUGUUAACGCGGGACUCUUACUAUGUGGCCCAAUACAAUGAGGAGACUGACCAGAUUUUGCAUUAUGAACGAGUGUCUCUCAUUGACCUGGAGAAGAUUGAGAUGGGACCAUACACCUGCCAAGCCAUGUUCAAGCAGUCCCGCCCCCACCAAUGUAUCCGUUUCAACUACCUGGUUGAUGGGCAGGGUGGGUACUUUCACUUGUUCCGCUCCAUGAACAUCCGUUUCUUCAACAACAUGGCCAUCACCAUCAAGUCAGAAGAGGAGACAGUAGAAUCUGUGAAGGCUAUUGGGGAGACCUUUGAAGUGGCGUGUCAGAUGAUAGGGUGCGAGGUCUUGCUUGUGACAGGCAAGAUGGAUAAGAGGAGGAGUAGGAGGAGGAGCCAGUUGGCCAACUUCCUCAAUCCUCUCGCCUCCCUCACCAAGACGUCUCCUGACACCCUUAAAACUGCUGGGAGUCGCGCCUUCACCAAUGUCACAUCAGGGCUGGCCAGGCUGAACCCCAUAUCCAGUCUGCGAAUGAAGCGGCCCACCUCUGUCACAGGUCACCAGUCCUCCUCCAAGUUCUACCUGCAGAAACCAACUGUUUGUGUACAAGAUGGUGAGCAGGAUGUGCUGGUUCCCUUGGGUGUUAGUGAAACUCAUCUUGCUUCAUGUGGAGUGUUGGCUUCAAGUCUCAUGCCCACUGCCUAUCCACCAAGGUACCUCUCACCCCCACUGGUGAGAUGCCACAGUGAUUCUGCCCUCCUUCGAUCCCCAUCAGGGGAGCAUGUCCCAGCUAAUCCCUCCCCAAACCCGGAGAUCCUUGUAAGUGGAACUGUUGAGGCUUCUGGCACACCAUCCAUCACCCCAACCUUUGGGGGCCUCUCUCCCUCUCUCCUCAUGCAGAGAGUCAGGAAAAUUUCCCAUUCCUCGGAUGAGGUGGACGUGCGAGAAGAAAGGGAGGGAGGAGUGGCCCGGGCCUCCUCUGCCACUGACUUGCAGCUCCACCUUCCCUCCAGCCACUCUGAGGGCCACAUUGGGGGAUCUUCAGGAAUAGGGAGUGUACCAGGAGGAGAACUCACAAGUCUGGUGUCCCCCCUGUCUUCCCUGAACAAGGAGGCAGUGCUGGCACCUUUCUCUGUCCUAGCCCGAGGAAUGCAAAGUCUGGCCCCGGGUGCAGGACGACUGGCUCGAGGCAUGCAGAGCAUAGGGGUGAACCUUGACCCCAGGCGCUUACGUGCACAGCGACAAAGGCAGCUUGAGGAAGACCCAGAGAUGAAAGAGAAAAAAUCGCAGUGCAAAACAAAGAUAAUUCAAAUCUAAAUAAUUCCAUGCUUUUUUUUUCAGUUUUAGGUGAAUAUGAGAUGGGCAUUCACUUUUUGAAGGACAGACAGGAUUGACAGAUUGACCUACAAUCCUUUAGUUGUGGGUAUUCCUUGCAGGGAAGUAAAUUAUAAUAACUUUAAAGGAAGGUUGAAUUCUGCAGCUUUAUGAAUAAGCAGCAGUGACAAAUUGCAUCAUGAAAAGAUGAUGGUAAAACAUAUAUUUAAAGCUUUAAAUAUUUAUUCCCAUGUAUCAGAGGUACUUUGUGAAAGUCUCAAGUCAGGAAGAAUCUUAGUAACCACAUGCAGUAAGAUAAUGGAACAUUGCAUCACUUGGCAGCUAAGGUUUGGCUAAGGUUUGACAAGUGGGGUAGAUUGCUAAAAAGCAAAUGCUAUGAGGGUCGUCUUUAUACAACAGAAGACAGUCAGAGUAGCCUUGCUUCAGUAAAGCAGUUGCAGUAGCCAUCGAAUUUUAACAAAGAAUCCUAUUGGAAUCUUGGUCUGUGGUAGGGCCUAAAGGAUUCUGUAUAAUGCAGUUAAUGCAUUGUUCAUAUUUCUUAAUAAUGUGUUUUAUGAAGCCAAUAGCACCUCCUGUUUAAUGAAAUUACUACUGUUAACCAAAGUGUUUUGGUAAAGGGUGCAGAGUGCUGGUAAUGUGUUGUGUAUUUAUUAGCCUUCAGUACCUUGUCUGUACUUAAAAGAUUAGUGCUCAAACAGAUGUGAACUUGACUUCGUAACAUUCCAACUGUCUGUCUCUUCGCUGAUCUCACUGGACCUGAGUUUAUGAGCCAAUAUUUUCUGUACUAAAAUUGCUCCUGUUAGCCUGGUUUUCUGUAGGUCUUCCAUGAGCUCCUCUCCUCCAGGGUGUCAGGUGAGGCCUGGUGCUAGGGACCCCUCACCCUCGGCCCAUUCCAGAAACAAUUCAGAUGCAAUGAUACUUUUUGUUCUGUAAUAUAGUGUAAUGAUUGUAUUUUCAUGUAUAUAGGGAAAUGUAUGAACAUAUUUAAAGUAUAUUAAUGUUUUUGCAAAAGUUAUAAAGAAUCUAGUGUAGAAAGAGGUAGGGAAAUAUUUUAGCAUGGUCAGUAUGGGUUUUUGUGGUAAGAAACACAUGGUUUUGAAACACAUAUAUCACAUUCAGUAGUUGUCACUUAGGGAUAAUUUCAGAAUCUAUCACAUAUUUCUUUAUAUAAUCUUAUUAUUUUUGGCAUAAUAUAGGAAAUUUUAGGGCGACCAGCCAGUAGUACCUGCGAGUGUUGCCCACGAGCAGGUCAACAGUUUUUCCUUCCUCCUGACCAGCUGGGAAGUGUCAGUUCCUCCUCUCUCUCUCUCUACAUAUAUUUUUUACCUCUUUUAGGUUAGCCAGGUAGCCAUUUUAUAGUUUUAUUUAUCACACAGUAGCUUGAAUGUUAAUGCUGACUGACUAAAUAUUUUAGAAACAUAUAUCAAUGGUAUAUUAGUAAGUCAGCCAGUUAUGUAUCUUGUGGUACAUAUCACCAAUAUAUAUAUUUGUUUUUAGAGUUGUCAUGAAUGUCUUAGUGCCACAAUGCCACUUGUUCCACUACUGCCACAAUAAUCAAGGAGUAUUCCUGAACCCAUUUAC